AUGUUGGACCUGAUGAGAAUGUUGAUGACUCAGAGGAUUUUAUCUGAUCCUGAUGAGAAUGUUGCUGCUCAUUUUAUGAUCUGUUAUUUUGAAUUGCCAUCUUUAGUUGGUAAUCAUGAACAUUUGGCUAAGGGGUUAUACUUGUCUGAGAUGGGUAAAAACACAACUUCCAACCCCGACGCAAAAAAGGUUAGAGCAUUAUGGGAUAAUAAUUCAAGCUGGACCACUACUUUUUGUAAUCUUUGUGUGGAACAGAUUCAACUUGAGAAUAGAAAUAAAGGCGCUGCCUUUAGUACCUUAGGUUGGACCACUAUAGUGACCAAAUUUUGUGAUGAGAUCGGUCAAAAUUAUGAUAGGGAGCAAUUAAAAAGUAGGUGGGAUGUGUUAAAAGGUGAUUGGAGAUUGUGGAAACAAUUGAGGAAUCUUGACACAGGUUUAGGUUGGGAUGCAGCGAAGGGAACGAUUCAUGCUACUGAUGAUUGGUGGGACCGAAAGUUGAAGGAAUUACCCAAAGCUAAAAAAUUUCGAGAGAAAGGUCUACAGAAUCUAGAACAAUUUGAUAUAAUGUUUAGGGAUGUUGCAGCAACUGGAAUAGCUGCAUGGACCCCUUCUUCAAAUACACUCCCUCCAACAAUGCCACAAGAGGGUGCUAGUGAUUCGGAUGGUAGCUCCGAAUUUAAGGAUAAUCAAUGUGACAUGAGUUUAGACAUUGAUAGUUUGUAG
Messenger RNA from Quercus lobata, 723 nucleotides. RefSeq names its product L10-interacting MYB domain-containing protein-like. The record is from RefSeq and is a predicted model, not a curated record. Lineage: Eukaryota; Viridiplantae; Streptophyta; Magnoliopsida; Fagales; Fagaceae. The transcript is spliced from 3 exons. The coding region runs from base 1 to 723 and encodes 240 amino acids.